AGCAGGAAGCAACAUAGUAUCAAGCUACGGAUGGAAACACAUUUGUGUCAUGUGAGUAGACAUGACAGAAAGGGCUUUCCUUAAAUUAUUUGUGGCCAUAGUGAUCACCUUCAUUUUAGUUCUGCCAGAAUUUUUCAAGACACCAAAAGAAAGAACCCAAGAGCUCUCCUGUCUGGAAGCGUGUUUACUGCCUAAUUUCACCUAUCCACUUUCUUCCUUCAAUUUUUCUCCUGUGGCUUUUCUGCAACCAGCAGAAGAAACACAGACUAUUAUGGGAAUCUCUCCAAAUCACUCCAGUUUCCAAAGCUUUGCUGAGAUUUGCCAAGGCAUCACAAGUGGAUUGCCGAUGUGCUCCUUGUGUUUGGUUUGUGAAUCCAAAGGAGAUGUGGAUUUCACUUCUCAGGAACAAACAUCAAAAGGUCUUGUCAUGAGGGGAUCAAUGGAAGUGAAGGCAAGUGACUUUUACUCACCCUGUCAGUAUUUUAAUAUCACCGCCGCUCUUAUAGCUGACCCUAUGAAGGAAGAGAACACUACCUGCACCCCUGCAACCCACCAUGGACAAGCCACAGCUGUAGAUGAAGAUCCAGCCAGGGAAAAGUCUCUCAACCACACUUGUAGAUUUAUGAAAAAUAUGAACAACUGCGCUCACAUUUUCUUGCGCCUAGAAAUGGAUGUAAAAUCUGUCACUUGUUCCGUGAGAAUCACUUGGUACAUUUUAGUGCUAUUAGUUUUUAUGCUAGGCAUCAUCUUUAUUAUCCACAAAAUACUUGAAGACCAUAGGAGAGUGCGGAGACGGCAGAGUCAUAAGUACAAAUCUACAUCUGUUCUCUUAAGAGGGGGUGACUCUGCGAAGCUGAGCACUUUGAACGUGAGGGUUAUUCCAGAGUCCACUCAAAGGUUGCCCUUAGUGAGGGUCAUGGAAGUGCUCCCCCCAAUACCAGAGCUUGAAGUCGAUUCUCCUGUGCACCAGCAAGAUCAAUAUACACGGCUAUCCUUGGACAAUCUGGACUGAAGGCUUUGAAGAAUAAUGAGAAUUUAAUUUUGGGAUUGAGUGGGCUGGUAAACACUUGGGUCCAGCUGAGAAAGUGCUGAUAGGUGAAUGGCGGGGCUAAGACGCUGGCUGAGGAGAGUGAACUGGAGAGUGUCUAUCUGACCCACAAGAUUAAGGGAUCAAGAGUGUGUCGAGAGCUGCUGUGAGCCAUGGAAGACAAGCUGACGAAGCCCAUGAGAGAGGAAGACGGUGCUCACCUUUACCACCCAUCAUCAUCAUGUGGACCUGAGGUCUUCAUUCUGAGGAGCCAAUGACCAUGGAUGAAAAUCCUCUCUCAUUGGGUCAUGUUGCAGGUGCAGGAUAGUCUUUCCUAUACAGAUGAUGGCCUAUACAGAUUUGGCACAUUACUUAAGAUGGCCUGUGUAUUUAUUCAUACGCUUAUUUGCAUUUAUAAGUCUUGCCUCUUUUUGGCAUAAGACUGUUUUUAUUAAAAGUAAACAUUAGAGGAUAUUGAAAUAAAAAGAAUUUGAAUGAAA
Mastomys coucha (southern multimammate mouse) is the source of this 1527-nucleotide messenger RNA. It is a transcript of the gene Tmem156, whose product is annotated as transmembrane protein 156. The transcript has 7 exons. The record is from RefSeq and is a predicted model, not a curated record. Bases 62 to 1012 code for a protein of 316 amino acids. Lineage: Eukaryota; Metazoa; Chordata; Mammalia; Rodentia; Muridae.